Molecule: messenger RNA, 2517 nt
Organism: Talaromyces proteolyticus
Lineage: Eukaryota; Fungi; Ascomycota; Eurotiomycetes; Eurotiales; Trichocomaceae
Exons: 5
Coding region: 271-2373 (700 amino acids)
Biological process (GO): regulation of DNA-templated transcription; DNA-templated transcription
Cellular component (GO): nucleus
Molecular function (GO): DNA-binding transcription factor activity, RNA polymerase II-specific; DNA binding; zinc ion binding
Source: RefSeq, a predicted model, not a curated record
CACCGAGCCAGAGACAACGAGAGUCAAUGCCCAAGAUGUCACUCACUUUCCAUACAAAUGCUGCUGUUUGACUUGUCAUUGUGGGGGAGAAACCUCAGGACUAGUGCCAUUUAAGGAAAUUCUAGUCCGAGCUCCGUAUCCCGAAUUCCGUCUCGCUGUUCUAAAGACUCCUCAUACAUUGCUCAAUAGAACAAAUACUACAGAGACCAGCACACGACCAGAAUCCAUCAGCAAUCGAUAGAGAAUCAUCCAUACAAGGCAUAUUUCACUAUGGCCUCACAAUCUGCCACUUAUUUGCGUCGGAACGGCAAGCCACAGUCCUGCGAGAGAUGCCGGAAAAUGAAAAUUAAAUGCGACCACGCAACACCGACAUGCGGCCGUUGUCUCAAAAGAAAUAUGCCAUGCUUGUAUGACCCCGCUCCUUUGACGAAGAAAUUCCGAGCGGCUUGCUUCGACCAAACAGAAUCCGCAAAAUCCCGGGUACCUAGUAUAAAGAAAUCCGCGACACCAACGAUUUUCGAGCCCCAUUCGUCAAGUCUCCAUUCCGAUCGAAGUAUUUUGCCAGAUGAGGCUGUUGUGAUUGACGCCCCGCAGGUUAAAAACGCCGGCUUUCUUGGUCCCAUCAGCUACUACGCCUUAAUGGGCGGAAACCAGGCUCCUCUAAAUCAAUUGAGUGGCACUCUUGCUGCAGGUGACCCUGUAGCUACUCACACGAUUGAUCCCAAGCGGCUGGAACUGGGCCUAGAGGUAGUCGAAUUUCUUCGAAAUAAUGCGCCUCUAGUUCAAAACCUGGUGAAACAUCUUCACUACAUGGGACGGAUGUAUAUCAUGCCGGAGAAGCUUACAAUAUCUGCCUUAGAAAGGCUGUGGGACCUCAUUGGUGAUGAAUACGCCUCGGCAGAUGAUUCCUACAGACUUCAAAUUGUCAUUCGCAUAUUCCGCAACUCUUAUCAACCGAUAUCGUUGACCAAGUCAUCGCGCAUGGAUGAGCUCUGCCAUUUGAUAAGUGGCGAGAAUGUUCGUUGGGAGACCAUAGGGAAUAUGCUUAUCAUGUCUAGUCUAUCCCUUUUACAUGUCCACCAUAGGGAUAUUGAGUCUGUUCAGCCUGGGAUUGGAGACAAACAAGACCUUCUCACACGGUUCCAUAAGGUUAUUGAUAGUCUGUCUUCGUUGACCAAUGCAUCACCCAUAUUAAACGAACUUGUCGUUUCCUACAAGUUCAACCGAAUUCUUCUUCUCCUGCAGCGGUUUGGAGACUCCAGUCAAUACUUGUACUCCUCUUUCGUGGAGCUCACAUCCUGUAUUUAUGCCGCUGGUAUUCAUCGAGACCUUCCGUUUAAUGGUGAAUAUCCUGGUUUUCUGCAUCAAUGGCGUCGGCGGUGUUUUUCUUUAGUUUAUUCUUUUGAUAAAACAUUUGCCACUGUUCUUGGUCGACCACCGCAGAUGAAUCGACAUUACUGUAUAUUGGAGCCGCCACUAGAUAUUGAUGAUGGCGUAUUUGGUUUAGAUGCAGAGGACCAGAUACGCUGUCUCGACCAGAAUGGAUGGAAUACCGACGGAAAAAGGCGUUCUACGACCUUCAUACGUCUCCGAUUUCUUCUUUCGUCCCUCCGCGAGGAAAUCCUAGAACUCCAUCUUGGAGUGAAUAAAUUCGAUGUGGCUAGUAAAGCUCAACUUGUACUAAAAAGGCUUCAAUCCAACUGGCAGGCCUGCCCCAACAAUAUGAAAUACUCCUCUGACAUGUGGCAGAGUUCCAUGUCUUGCCAAUACAUACUACCCCUUCUUUGGUUUUAUAUCGAUUAUCAAUACUCGACGUUCCUAAUCUAUCGACUUACCUCGCCUGACCCUUUUCGCGGCAGCUCAGCGCAGAUUUUACAGGUAGCAAGGAACAUUUUAUCUACCAUCUUGGUGAUCAAUGAUGAGCGUGAUCGUGCUAGAGAAAUUCGAAGCGACUUUACUUCAGUUUUCCUCCCAUACGGCCUUCCUUGUGUUGAGGUCCUCACAAUGGAAUUACUCCAUCGCCCUUCUCUAUCAACACACAACUCUGAGUAUCGUUUUCCUAGGGCCGAGAUCAUCAGGGAUCUUACUGUCUAUGUUUCUUGCUUAGGCUGGGUUGCUCGACCGGGGGGCGGGAAUUUCGAAUUUUGCAAGGAAGUAAAGGCGAAACUCACCCGUAUCUUGGAUCAAAUCAUUGAUCCAAUGUCCAACACUGUUUCAACUUAUACAAGAGAGACCAAACUCCCUACCGAUACCCUUCCUACUGUGAACCAGGAGGUUAUGGAUCAGAUUAAUAGUUGGAAUCAUUUAUUUGAUUGGGAUGCAGGGUUGCAUUGGGACUCUGGAUUAGAUUUGCUAUGUGGGCCGGUGCUUUAGAAUUUUUCAUUGUUCUGUUUUGAUACCACCACCCAUUGUAAAUUUGAUCGUCAAUUUCUUCUGUAAUCACAUCAACAGCUCAGCAGAAGUAACGCUCGGUUUAUAUGAAUUUUUUUGCCCAUCACACUAAGACGGAGAGUGCCG